Passer montanus (Eurasian tree sparrow) is the source of this 1151-nucleotide messenger RNA. RefSeq names its product phosphodiesterase 6D (gene PDE6D). The record is from RefSeq and is a predicted model, not a curated record. The transcript has 5 exons. NCBI's taxonomy places the organism in Eukaryota, Metazoa, Chordata, Aves, Passeriformes, Passeridae. Gene Ontology annotation, biological process: sensory perception of light stimulus. Gene Ontology annotation, cellular component: cytoplasm. The coding region runs from base 148 to 600 and encodes 150 amino acids.
CCGCCGGCGGCCGCUGGGGUUGGUUGCGCCGGGCAGUGGCGGGUGCGCGGGAGGGAGGGGCGGGGGGUCCUGAGGCUCCGCUGUCACCGCCGCGCUCCCGCCAGGCCCGGCCCAGCCCCGUCCGCCCGCCCGCGGCGCGGCAGGACCAUGUCGGCCACGGACGAGCGGGCCAAGGAGAUCCUCCGCGGCUUCAAGCUAAACUGGAUGAACCUUCGGGAUGCAGAAACAGGGAAAAUCCUCUGGCAAGGAACAGAAGAUCUGUCUGUACCUGGAGUGGAGCAUGAAGCUCGAGUUCCUAAAAAAAUCCUGAAAUGCAAAGCAGUAUCUCGGGAGUUAAACUUUUCCUCAGCAGAACAAAUGGAAAAAUUCCGUCUGGAACAGAAAGUUUAUUUCAAAGGGCAGUGUCUAGAAGAAUGGUUCUUUGAAUUUGGUUUUGUGAUUCCUAACUCCACAAACACUUGGCAGUCCUUGAUAGAGGCAGCACCUGAAUCACAGAUGAUGCCAGCUAACGUUUUAACUGGUAAUGUUAUUAUAGAAACCAAAUUCUAUGAUGACGAUCUUCUCGUAAGCACUUCCAGAGUGAGACUUUUCUACGUUUGAGAUGGGGCUUUUUGGAGCUGUUUUAGUUUUCCUCCAUACAGUUCUUGGUGCAGAACCCCCCCGACUAUCCAGUGGAAGACACUCCUGUAGGCAGUGACCCUGGGGACCAGCUCAGCGUGGGUUGUGACCUUUGCCCAUCAGUUCUUUUGCUUUCUUCUCUGACAAGACCAGACCAAAUCCUCAGAGACGGGGCCAUCUGCUUAGCGAUGCCCUCAGGAAGAGAGGCUGUCUCUGAACACAGGCAAGCGAUGGUCGUGCAGAACCAAUACUGUAAAUUUAUGUUAGUCUCAUCCUUUCUACUUCUCUGGACCCUGGUAUAAUCUCCCAUUUCCACUCACACCGAACUCUCAAUGCUUUUAUUUUGGGGUUAAGUUAACCUUUUCAUCUUUCUCAUGUUGUAGAUUUUUAUCCUUUCGCUGGAUUUCUGUGUAACUGGUCCACACAUCCUCUUACCCCAAACUUGUAAAAUAGACUGUGAUAUCACCUAAUGUAAUUAAAACAAAUUUCUCAAUUAAAACAUUCCUACCGUCCAAAGAAGGGAAAAAAUGUCA